This is a messenger RNA of Salpingoeca rosetta, 1836 nucleotides long. RefSeq lists its product as uncharacterized. Bases 1 to 1836 code for a protein of 611 amino acids. The transcript is spliced from 16 exons. Gene Ontology annotation, cellular component: axoneme; ciliary basal body. The record is from RefSeq and is a predicted model, not a curated record. Lineage: Eukaryota; Choanoflagellata; Craspedida; Salpingoecidae. Gene Ontology annotation, biological process: regulation of cilium beat frequency.
AUGGGGUCUCUACAGACGGAGACCAUGAUCCAUGGUCUCAUUCGUCGCAUUGUGAUGGCAUGCGAGGACAAAGGUGUCCAGGUGUCAAACCCGUUGGCAGCCGCCGUGAUGAAAGGCGUGGUGUUGGACCCUGACACUGGGCUCGAUCCUGAGCGCGAGCUCUCCCGCGAUGACAUUGAGCGCAUUGUUGAUAAAUGCGUCGACUUGCUUGGGACCAAUCCUGUUGCCGUGCAAACGGUGUCGGUGCAAGUGUUGUUUCAAGCACAGUACAAGCCCAUCGAGGACCUGCUUCGUGCUCGGCAGCGGGAAAUGGAUGAAGUUAUGAGCGAGGUUGAGGGCGCCAUCUUGGCUGCCCGCUGCAAGACGCGCGCUGAGUUCGAAGCCCUGUACCGGCAGAUUGUGUCGUGCAUGCUGCUGCGAAGCAACAUGGGGUCGCCAACUGACAUCAACGUGGUCAAGGAGACAACCGCGGCGCUGGAGAGUGUUCUUCCCCCUGAGGAACUGGGCACAUUCGUCUCGCUCUCACGUGUCAACAAACGCCAGCAGCUGCAUGAGCUUGCGCUGUUGACAAUGGGGAUUCGGCUCUUCAACCGCGCGUGCAACAAGGGCGGACAGGCCAUCCCGGACCUCCCCAUGGAGGUACGCGAUCUGCUGACGCGGACAGCGGAGACGAUUCAGCAGCACUUGCAAAUCCUCGUGGCGAGCGCAUAUGUGUACGCACAGCGGUUGCUUACAGGCAUCGACGACGCCGACGAGCGCACGACAACACAGCACAUGAGCGCAAACGCCUGGCAGAUUAUCGUGUACCUUCGACAGCUGCAGGUGUGUCCGCAAUUUGUGGAGCUCGGAUCGCUGUGGCAGUCGAUGCAGGGCCAGCUCGCCAUCAUCUCCGCUGCAGCAGAGGUGGUGGUGAUGGUGGUGGAGAAGUCCUCAUACAUUGACCGACAUCACCACCAUCACCAUCAUCAUCACCAUCACCAUCACGAUCCCUCACCUCCAUCCCCCCACCUCCACCACCACCAUCACGAACAGCGGCCGCUGCGAGUGCCGGAUUUGAAGUCCGCUCAUCCGCUCAUCAAGCUGCUGGAGCCGCUGACGACACACAACUACGAGAACCUACCCCUCGCCUGCCACGGAUUCUGUCCAAUGACGUUCGUGCGAACGGGAGCAAUUGCGCCCACUUGCCAUCACAUUGGUCUGUUGCAGUUUGGAAAUUCGUUCUAUGGUUUCUUGACCCGAGACGACGCAAUCAAAUUUGCAGCAGCACCUGAAGAGAGCGUGCGCGAUCUUUUGGCUGUGUCACGCCGGCGGAUUGAGGCGCCGGAACUCCUCCGUCUUCACGCGGCGCUCGCAGCGGCACAGCAGGACGUCACCGCCAUCAGCGACGGCGGGCGGAAGAUGGCGGUGAAAUGCGAUGCGGGGAUGCAGACGGAAACGCACCCCGUGGAGACGCACUUGGACCGCAACUACGAGUGGAACGAGUGGGAACUGCGCAGGAAGGCGCUCAGACUGGCCAACAUGCGGCAGAAGAAAACACACUCGACACAGACGCACAACAGCCACUUCAGGCGAGAGAACACAACGCAGGUCUACCUUCCAAAAACCAAUGCGACGCAGACAAAGAAGGACGGGUACACAAACACGAGCAAACCUGUCACGUACAUGCGCGGUCUUCGUGGGCCCCGCGGUCCAAAGGCCAUUCCACAGCAGGCUGUUGAUCUGACACUUGACAUUGGCGGAAUUGCGCUGGAGCCGAAAGGGCCGCGCCUCCUCCCACCGCGCGUCCCAAAGCCGCCAUCGUCAUCAUCGUUCGCAUCGAGAUCGUCGACAUCAUAA